Molecule: messenger RNA, 3154 nt
Organism: Aaosphaeria arxii CBS 175.79
Lineage: Eukaryota; Fungi; Ascomycota; Dothideomycetes; Pleosporales
Product: TPR-like protein
Exons: 3
Coding region: 216-3098 (960 amino acids)
Molecular function (GO): protein binding
Source: RefSeq, a predicted model, not a curated record
GCAGAAUAAGCCUCGGGUGGCGGGGGCUGAGAGCUGUAUCUAUGCGUAUGCCCCAGCUGGCAUGCAUAGCACAGCCUGGCACAGCUGUCAUAGAGCAACCACAUUGAGGGCAGAGAUAUAUACAGUUAUUUCCAAGUCCAACACAAUGUGAUCAUACAUUCCGCAUCUUGCCUGGGAUUUUCCACACUAAGAAUUCUCCUCCUUGCGCCGCCGAAAUGGCAGAGGCACUUGGGGUCGUUGGCAUCGUCGCGAGCUUCGCCCAGCUCAUCGACCUGGGAGGCCGCAUCGUGAUCCGUCUCCACGAAUAUCACUCUAGGGCCGGUGACCUUCCCGAGACGUUCAAACACAUCGCGAACGAGCUCCCGGUCCUUCUCGAUGCGCUCAAGCAAACGCAAUGCGCUAUCGACACCGGCGUCAUAAACGCUACGUCGAGCCAAGCUCUACGUCCAGCGAUAAAUGGUUGCAAGGCUCAGAUCGAACAACUGAGCAGCGUUAUUGGGAAUGCAUUACCGGCUUCACGCGACUCGUGGGUGCGACGCAGUGGGAAGGCGCUUGUUAGCUUUCGUUAUGACAGUAAGGCGGCGAAAAUCAUAGGGGUGAUAAGAGACUAUGUACAAACUCUUACGUAUCACGCCACUACUAGCACUUCGAGGGCUUCAGCAGCGCCUCCGGUGGAUCGUCCAAUUCCCUCUUCCAAUGUACCCUUCCGACGCGAUCCGAACUUCGUAGACUGUCAUAUCCUCGAGCAAGUGCAGACUAGAUUCUCACAACCAGCUAACAGGCUAGCGCUGGUUGGGCUCGGCGGCGUUGGUAAAUCACAGCUUGCGGUCGAGUACUCGUAUCGGGUUCGCGAGAUAGACGACUCGAUCUGGGUGUUCUGGAUACACGCGGGGACGACCGAACGCUUCAUCGAGGGAUAUCGGAAGAUUGCCGAAAGAGCUAGAAUUUCCGGUCGGGAUGACCCAGGUGUAGACGUGCUCGCCAUUGUCAAUGCCUGGCUGUCUGAUGAGUCCAAUGGGCGGUGGCUGUUAAUCGUUGACAAUGCAGAUGACAUGGAAGUCAUCACAUCGAAUCCGAGCGGAGGACUUGGUCUCCCAAGGGCCAGCACUGGCGGAUCAGCAGGUUCAUCUCGACGUCCGAUAUGGGAUUAUAUCCCACAAUCAUCAAAUGGAUCGGUGUUGGUCACAUCUCGAAAUCGUGAGGUCGCUUCUCGCAUAACUGGAGCCUACGCAAACAUCGUGACAGUCGACCCAAUGGACCAAAAAUAUGCCCUUCUUCUUUUAAAAACCCAACUCGGCAUGACCACUACACAACAAAUUGAGGAGCAGAAGGAGGAGGAGGCAAAGGCCCUCGUAGAGCUACUCGACCACAUGCCUCUCGCUAUAUCUCAAGCAGCCGCUUAUAUCAACCAAAGAUUUCCACGCAUGAGUAUGUCAAGAUAUCUGCAGCAGGUCCGCGAAAAUGACGAAGAAAUAUCUCGGCUGUUGGAAGUUGAUCUCGGAGACAUUCGUAGAGACGGAACAGCAUCGAACUCCAUAAUCCUAACUUGCCAGAUGUCGUUCGAGCUCAUCCACCGGGAACGUCAGUCCGCAGCACACCUUCUAUCCCUUAUGAGCUUGUUUAAUCGGCAAGGCAUUCCGGAACACUUACUCGCCGGAUACUACAAGGAACAUGGGACAAGCAAGCUAUUUGAAGACGACCUCAACACACUGCUCAGCUUCUCGCUCAUAGCCACAGAGACAGACGGCGAGCACUUUCAGAUGCACAGACUUGUGCAAUACUCGACCAGGCGAUGGCUCGAGAUACGAUCGGAGCUGGGGGGCUUGAAAGACACAUACAUCCACUACUUGGCUAGUAAAGCCAGUGUGAACGAGGACCUCGUAAAAACGUACGAUGAUCUGUUCCCACAUGCCCAGGCCGCUGCUGCGUAUCUUCCAAACAGCGCCGCAGUGUUCAAGGACUGGUCGAUUAUCAUCGGGAAUGCUGUCUGGUAUGCAUACCAUGUGGGGAUGUAUCAAGUAGUAGAAGAACUGGCAAGGCUCUGCUUGCGUACAAGGGAAAGUAUACCUAACGCAGAAGAGAUCUACAUAAGCUGGGCAUCCAACUACCUGGCGUACUGCUUACGGGUGCAGGGAAAGUACGCAGAAGCCGAGUCCGUUCUGCAUCAGGUUCUAGAAGAGGAAGAGGGGCGCAACGGACCAGAUGCACAGUCGACCCUAGAAGCCAUGGGCCAUCUCGCGAACAUGUUCAGCGAAAGCGGCAAGUUGAAUGACGCACAUGCCCUGUACUCAAGACUGCUGCCUGCUCAGGAUCGACUAUAUGGACCACUUCAUCAGGACACACUGAGAUUACGCGCCCGGUUCGCGGCCCUGUUGGCUCACAUGGGACAAUUUAAGGACGCGGAAGAAUUGAACCGAAGCGUAUUACAGGAGUUGAUCAAUCACAAUGGCUCGGAGCAUAUCACCACCCUCGAGUCAAUGUUCUGCCUGAGCGACGUGCUCAUGUGCCAGCAAAAACACGACGAAGCCGUAAUUCAUCUUCGUAACAUUGUUCGAACUUGUGAAAAGUCGUUCGGUGCGACACAUCCUAGGACCUUAUCGAGCGCAAGGUGUCUUGGCACGGCUCUCGCAUGUCUAGAUGAAUUUGAGGAUGCAGAACUAAUUCUGCAACGAACGUUGCAGCAUUACACGAGAUUGUUCGACGAUGAGCAUUACUAUACUUUGGAGACCUUACAGAGUCUUGCUUUUCUAUGUCACCGGCAGUGCAAAUAUCAAGAAGCAGAGGAUUUGCAGAGACGAGUGCUUGCUGUAAAGAUCAAAGUACUCGGGGAACAUCAUCCCGAUGUGUUUGACGCCUUGAGCAGCAUUGCCCUGGCGAUGAAGUGCCAAGGACGGGAUGACGAGGCUCUCGAAAUGAUCAGAAAGUGCUUAGAACUGGGAGAACAGGUCUUAGGGCCUAAUCAUUCGCAUACCAAACUGGCCCGGAAUUAUUUGUUGGCUUGGACUCACAAACAUGAUGGUGAAAGGACGGCCAGCAUCGAUUUUCCUUUGGAACAGGCAAUAGAGCAGAAGUUGGUCCUCGCACCCAUUAGUACAUAAAUCACUACAUCUGAUCAACAGAAUCUAACACCAGAGAAAGAGAUCGGCUUCUAGUG